Messenger RNA from Cephus cinctus (wheat stem sawfly), 1411 nucleotides. RefSeq names its product histone H2A-like. Bases 52 to 426 code for a protein of 124 amino acids. Gene Ontology annotation, cellular component: nucleosome. Gene Ontology annotation, molecular function: protein heterodimerization activity; structural constituent of chromatin; DNA binding. The transcript has a single exon. NCBI's taxonomy places the organism in Eukaryota, Metazoa, Arthropoda, Insecta, Hymenoptera, Cephidae. The record is from RefSeq and is a predicted model, not a curated record.
UCGAACGAAUAGUUUGUUGGACGUUUGCUAGUACUAUACAGAGAAGUCAUAAUGUCCGGACGUGGCAAAGGCGGAAAAGUGAAGGGAAAGGCAAAGUCUCGCUCCAGCAGGGCUGGCCUCCAGUUCCCCGUCGGCCGUAUUCAUAGGCUUCUUCGUAAAGGCAACUAUGCCGAGCGAGUCGGAGCUGGGGCUCCUGUUUACUUGGCGGCCGUUAUGGAGUAUUUGGCUGCUGAAGUGUUGGAAUUGGCGGGAAACGCUGCACGUGACAACAAAAAGACGAGGAUCAUCCCACGUCAUUUGCAGCUGGCCAUUCGUAACGACGAGGAACUGAACAAGUUACUGUCUGGUGUGACCAUCGCUCAAGGCGGUGUACUUCCAAACAUUCAGGCAGUUCUGCUACCCAAGAAGACUGAGAAGAAGGCGUAAACAGUGUCACUCAACUAAACAAAAAUGGCCCUUUUUAGGGCCGCAAAAUGGUUUAACGUAGAAUAUGCACCUGACUCACUAUUCGGUCGCUGUGUUCCUUCAUCUCUUAAUACUGGCUAUAAAACAGUUAAUGCAUUAUAUUCAUAGAAAGAAAUUUAUACAAACCAUACCAAUAGAUAAAUUGAACUACUCCACCGGUACUCCAAGAUAGCACAUUGUCCGAAAAUCAGUUUUAAGGCAUUUAUUAUAGAAUUCUCUUCAUUGUUACACGUAUUUAAUUCAUUGUAACUGGAAUUCUCUUGAUACUAGAAGGCAGUAGUAUAGUUUUUUAUACCUGAAAGAUUUUUAGAAUGAACUCCCACAAUUGCAGUACAACACUGCGAAAGCCGCUACUUCAGCCCAAUCGACUUGUCAUUUUAAAUAGAGAAAAAACGAAGUAAAACUUUUCCUUCACAAAUCGUUGGAGGUGUACGUGAAAAUCAAUAACGAACGAGAAUGCAACAAUUACAUUUCAAUUCUUCGGUGAUAUCCAGGUGGAAGUAUUGGAUUCAACAUGAAUUGAACGCCGAAUAAAAAGAGAAACUGAUUGUUAAAUACCCUCGUAAAAGGGAAUACCCUGUAGAGGCACCUGUACUUGAGGCGCCUGCGGACACAGAUCAGAAGUUGGAAUAUGAAAUACGCGUUAUCACGUUGGAGAAUUGGGAACUCGUCGAUCUGGGUCGAUAACGUAGAAAUCACAGGGCCGUCUCAUAAAAACAAAAGCAUGAGCAAUAGCGAAACUGGUUGGCUGUUUAAUUAUUUGAUUCAAGAAGAAUGAAUAUAGAGAUAAUAGAAAGUGAGUCAUAAUAAUAUAGGAUGUUACUACAGCAGUUGACGGUUUCUAAUGGACUGGAGUAUGUCCAAGAUACAUAAGUGUUCUUUUUGUAACCGGUGCAAGUUUGAAAAUUCAUAGCUGGACGGCUAAUAAUAUUAUCAUGAAACUGUA